Messenger RNA from Vicugna pacos (alpaca), 549 nucleotides. RefSeq names its product LLLL and CFNLAS motif containing 1 (gene SOFU1). NCBI's taxonomy places the organism in Eukaryota, Metazoa, Chordata, Mammalia, Artiodactyla, Camelidae. The record is from RefSeq and is a predicted model, not a curated record. Gene Ontology annotation, biological process: fusion of sperm to egg plasma membrane involved in single fertilization.
CGUCAGAGGUCCUAUGGCAGGGAAGGGGAGAAAACGGUGCUGGGAAGGGGUAAGGGCCAGGACAAGGGACAGGGGAGGGAGGUGGGGGGAGCCUGCCCGUCACGGGGGAGCAGGGAAGGCCACUGGCAGCAGAUGGGCAGGCCCAUGACUUCCCUGGGCGCCCAGCUCCACAGGGCUGCGUUCCUGGCAGCCGUCCUGCUGCUGCUGCGGAUGAAGGGGGUGAAGCCUCAGAAAGCGAGCCCAGCCCCCAGCGAGAGGCGUCAGGAAGAGGAAACGCCGGCUGCCGACCAGGAUCGAGAACAGUUUGAAGAGCACUUCGUGGCCUCCUCGGUGGGUGAGAUGCGGCAAGUAGUGGACAUGGCCCAGCAGGAGGACGACAGGACAUCAAAGACGGCGGCUCUCCGGGACCACCUGUUUGACUUCACCUUCUGCUUUAACCUGGCCAGCAUCAUGGUUUUUUUAUGAGGGAUGCUGAGGCGGAGGUGGCGGCCUGGUUCCUGGAUGAGGACCUGGAUAUCUACCUCCGCUUCAUGAUAGCGUACUGACCAU